This is a messenger RNA of Myripristis murdjan (pinecone soldierfish), 6853 nucleotides long. RefSeq names its product mbt domain containing 1 (gene mbtd1). Bases 133 to 2238 code for a protein of 701 amino acids. The transcript is spliced from 17 exons. The record is from RefSeq and is a predicted model, not a curated record. Gene Ontology annotation, cellular component: nucleus. Gene Ontology annotation, molecular function: zinc ion binding; chromatin binding. Lineage: Eukaryota; Metazoa; Chordata; Actinopteri; Holocentriformes; Holocentridae. Gene Ontology annotation, biological process: negative regulation of DNA-templated transcription.
UAAUUUGUUGAUAUCCUGCUUGGUAGUAUUCAUUUUUAGACUGGUAUUUCAAGCCAAGUACAGCCCCAAAUCUGGGGUUUUAUUCGUAUUAGGCAGCCCAGUUGACUAGGACGUCAUCUAUAUGAAGGGCUAAUGGAGGACACAAGGGAUUUGGCUGAACGCACCCCGCGGUCAGAGCGCAAGCGGAGAGACUCUUUCGGGAUGUUUGAUGGCUAUGACAGCUGCAGCGAGGAGUCCACCAGCAGCUCCAGCUCAGAGGACAGUGAGGAUGAAGUGGUGCCCUCCAUCCCUGCCAGCCUGCCCAUCAUCAAGAACAAUGGACAAGUCUAUACCUACCCUGACGGCAAGGCUGGAAUGGCCACCUGUGAGAUGUGUGGGAUGGUUGGAGUACGAGAUGCUUUUUACUCCAAAACCAAGCGCUUCUGCAGUGUGUCCUGUUCCAGGAGUUAUUCCUCGAAUUCCAAAAAAGCUAGCAUCUUGGCACGCCUCCAGGGUAAACCACCAACAAAAAAGGCAAAAGUCUUACAGAAACAGCCCCUCAUGGCAAAGUUGGCAGCUUACGCCCAGUACCAAGCAAGUCAACAGAACCAGGCCAAAUCAAAAGCUGUGGUCCCGGUGGAAAGCUUUGACUGGGGCCGAUACAUCUGUAGCAAUAACACAGUCGGGGCUCCUGUCAGCUGUUUCAAGCAUGUCCCCAUGGGUACAUGCUGGGGGGACAUAGAGGAAGGAAUGAGGGUUGAAGUCCUCAAUUCUGAUACCAACCUGUCCACUAAGGUGUACUGGAUAGCAGGAAUCAUCAAACUAGCAGGGUUCAAGGCUCUCCUGCGGUAUGAGGGCUUUGACAACGACUCCAGCAAAGACUUCUGGUGUAAUCUCUGUGUCCCUGAAGUGCACCCAGUGGGAUGGUGCGCUUCUAGCGGCAAGCCCCUCGUACCUCCAAAAACCAUACAGCAUAAGUACUCUAACUGGAAAGCCUUUCUUGUGAAGCGUCUCACUGGAGUCAAAACUUUGCCACCUGACUUUGCUGCCAAGGUACACGAGAACAUGCAGUUCCCCUUUAAGAAGCUGAUGCGGGUGGAGGUGGUGGACAAGAACCACCUGUGCCGGACACGGGUGGCCCUGGUAGAGCAGGUGAUCGGCGGCCGGCUGAGGCUGGUGUAUGAGGAGAGCCAGGACGGCUCCGAUGACUUCUGGUGCCACAUGUUCAGCCCCCUCAUCCACAACAUCGGCUGGUCGCGCAGCAUCGGGCACCGCUUCAAGCGAUCUGAUAUCACAAAGAAAAUCGAGGGUCAAAGUGAUGCACCUGCACAAUUGUUCCAGAAGGUGAGAGACGUGGACCAGAGUGGGGAUUGGUUCAAGGACGGAAUGAAGCUUGAGGCCAUCGACCCCCUCAACCUCUCAGCUAUAUGUGUAGCCACUGUAAGAAAGGUCUUGGCAGACGGGUACCUCAUGAUCGGGAUUGACGGUUCGGAGGCAGUGGACGGAUCAGACUGGUUCUGCUACCACGGCACCUCUCCCUCCAUCUUCCCUGUCGGCUUCUGUGAAAUCAACAGUAUCGAACUGACGCCCCCUAGAGGGUACACUAAACUGCCAUUUAAAUGGUUUGACUACCUCAGAGAAACGGGUUCAAUAGCUGCUCCUGUCAGGCUCUUUAACAAGGAUGUUCCCAAUCACGGCUUCCGGCAGGGCAUGAAACUGGAGGCCGUCGACCUGAUGGAGCCCCGGCUGGUAUGCGUUGCCACGGUGACGAGGAUCGUCCACCGGCUGCUGAGGAUCCACUUUGACGGCUGGGAGGACGAGUACGACCAGUGGGUGGACUGCGAGUCGCCUGACCUCUACCCCGUGGGCUGGUGUCAGCUGACGGGCUACCAGCUCCAACCCCCUGCCACACAGAGUAACAGAGAGAUGCCACCAUCUGUGCCCAAGCAGAAGAAGAAGGCCCAGCAGUACAAAGGCCAAAAGAAAAAGAGGAAGAUUCCGGUUGGUCGACGGCCCUUCAGUCAGGCAGGCAGGAGGAGGAGCUUCUCGGGGGACGAAGAGCAGAGUCCGCCCCCUUACCCUGCCCAGGGGCCCGCUCGGCCCCGGCCCCGAACCCACCUCCACCAAGCCCACAAACCAGAGUCUCUGCUGCGACUGAAGGAGGAGACUUCAGAGGUGGACGAGUUCACCUUCUCGCAGGGCGUCUCCGACCAGGAGAGCAACGGCUCGGGCAGCUACUACAUCAAACAGGAGCCCUGAGGUCGCCGGGUCGGACGGGAGCAGGACGAGCCAGGACAGGACGCACACCUCUGGGAAUGCAGCAAACUCACCUGCAGUCAGAGACCGACGUCACAGCCCUGCCGUCCAAUCAGAGCAAGAGACGGCGAAGGGGUGCUCGUGUUUUGUCUGCGAAAAUCCUGGAGGAGAUCCGCGUGAAUUUUUUUUCAAAUGUUGUAGCUGUGUGCUAAUACUUGAUCACUCUCAAAACCUGCUCAGAUCAAAGCACCUGGGGUCUCGGUGGGUUACUGAUGUCUGGGCAUUUUCUUUCGUACCACCGUCGAGUGAUUCCGAAUCGUCUGUCUCCGCUGUCCCAUCUGAAAAAUCUACCCAGACGAGAGACAUUUGAACUCUGGAUGAAUCCACACACACACACACACACACACACACACACACACACAAAACCCCUCUUUCUCCAGGGGUGGAGUCCUGCAAGACGGCGUCAGUCUGUCCUGCCUCUGCCAACACUCUGGGCCACGCACAGAGACCUGUAGAAACUGUGAGAAACUUUUAUUGAGCCAGGUCUUUAGGUUGUUUUUUUUUUUUUUGUUGUUGUUGUUGAUUUCAUUUUCAGGUUAUGAGAGUCAGCCACUGAAGGCAGCAUUUCCAUCGGCCUGCAAAUAGAAGAGAGGCUGGCAGUGAGAAAAAAUACUUGUGUAUAUUUUGAUUUUUUUUUUUUUUUCCCCCUUUUGAACAGUUUUGCCAGGUGGACUUAUGCUUUGUUUAUAGUACUUGAAGUUUUGACUUUUUUUUGUCUUUAAUUUUUAAUGUUCUGUUUUGGAGUUGUUUUGUCUUAAACAAUGAUUUACUUAUUUUGCUUACACAUUUUUGGUGGCUGGAUGGGAAACAUACAUGUGCGUUGUUGCAUAAGAGUUAUUAUAUUCAUAUAGUAUGAUGAGACCUAUUCAUAUAGAACUACAGUAUAUAGAUAUUAGGGUCUGUGAUUUGAAGAGAGUGAGCUUUGAAUAGUACAAGUGCUGCUCAGCGUGAUCGGUAUUCCCAACAGAUUGGCGAAUGCUUUGUUUUUCCACAGCUGUGUUUCUCCAUUUCACAAACAUUGCAGAACCAGUUAUUUAUGAUUUAACAAUAUCAUUUAAACAAAAGGGAGUUUAGAAAAGCAUCCAGGGCUUUAUUGGCACCACACAUAACCUCUUGAAACUUCCAUAAAAGUGGGAUGUAUGAUCCGUGUCACAUUAUGAGCUUAAACUGGAACAGGCUCAUCAUAUUUCCUUUGAGUUCCAUCCGGUAAGCUUUCCAGUUGUCCGCUAAUGGAUCAGAUCACCUAAGAUAAGCUUAAUGACUCUCUGAGAUUUUGGAGUAGCAGUGUCCGGCUGGUUCGAUAGACCCACGUAGAGCUCUGGAGAUCUGUCACGUUUACUUUGAGUGGCCUAAAAACUCUCCACUUGUCAUUUCUCAUGGAGGUUUCCGUGAUAUCUUUGCUAGAACAAAAUGACGAAGCUGUGGAGAUACAAAACUUCCAAAAAUCACCUCCUUUUUGAAUAAAUGGUGAGUAAACUAAUUAAGGUGUGACAAUAACUGAGCAGCAGGGUAUGUUAUAUAAAUGAGAAACCUUACUGGUAUGAUAGGGCACACUCUGACAUACUUUUUUUUAAUUCCCAUUGUCCAAACUUGCAUACUUGUAACAGAGCACCUCUGUGUGUGCACAGGGUUUGACCGAUACUGAUACUUUUAUGUUAAAGCUGCCCGAGGCAGGCAUUCACUGUCUUUCAGUUUUCCAUCUUCAGGCCAAAAAUUACAACAUUUCCCCCACAGUAGUAUUCUUUUCAGGGUGGAAAAGCUUCUGAAACAGCACUGGGACCAUCACGGGACACUAAAACUCACCACCGCAACCCAGACUAAUUCACUUCUUCAAAGCAAAUUUGAACAAGCAAAAGCAAAAUCGGUAGAGUGUUGGGUUGUAUAGUUCCCUGAGUGUGAUAUGAGUCCACAAGCUGAUGAAAUAUCCUCAUUAGUUGAUCUGCUGGCCUGCUAAUCCAUAAUACUUAUCUCUCUCUCUAAAUUCACUUCCAAAGCCGCUCCCAAACUAAAACUUUCAGUGCAUAAACAAACAUCAACACACUGGAUAAUGCCAAUAUAAAAAAACAAGCCCCGGUACACAUUUUUUUUUCUUUUCAUGUAAUUACAAUUUUAAGUAUUUGUACUGUAUUUGUAAUUAUAAGUACUAUCAGGUUGUUUCUUCCUGGCGCAAGGAUACUAUGCAGAUGUUUCCUGCAGACACUACCCACCAGAUCUACUUUCCCAUUCAAAUAGGGAAAUAACAAGAAAAGUGCUGUUUCAUUUCCUUAAAAAUGGGUGCUGUGGCUUCUUGUUUUUGUUUUUUUUUUCAUAUAUAUACUGGCAAAAUCUACUUUGUUCAUGCAUGUUUGCUAAAAGUGUUAUUUUGGGAGCCACACUAUCAAAGCGACACACACAUCCAGCAUUGUGGAUUCGCAGCCCACAGUGCAGAGCAGCUCUGUUGAAGUUCAGCUUUGCUUUAUGAGUGACACCCCCACCUGACCUCCACCUGUUCCAUGGUAGAGGAGAUGUUGUAACGUGUUACUGCCUUUACAUGAGGAGUGAAUAUCCAAAAGCAAAAAAGAAAGAAAGAAAAUGAACAAGGAAAUGAACAAACUGUUUGAGGGAAGCAGGCGUUACAGUGUUUUUUGUAGCUGUGGUCGGGGAGGACCUGCCUGGCUCCUGUCCCAUACGUGAUGAAAGGCCAGUGUGAGCCCCAUGUGUUGGUCUAACCCUGCUGCACAGCACGGAGUGUUGUGGAUGCAUCACCUACACACUGCCCCAGGUUGCAGUACAGAGGUGAAUCAGAUUGGCCCGUUGAUAGCGCCCCACACAAGCCCGCAGGGGUCCCCGAAUCCGCUGCGAGCGCGUUGGACUGUGUACUGUAUCCAUGAAGGGUCCAAAGCCGAAGCUGGAACUCCUCCUCAUUCAGCAUGUCGUGGCGCCACACUUUGUUUUCCACGGCGGGAAGCAAAGACCGUGUACACUCGUCAGCAGGGAAAUCUGACUCACAAAAGAGAUCGGCUGAAAGAGCGGUUUGAUCUCCACAUGCUGAAUGGAAUGUGUCACGCACGGCAUUGAGAUGAUAUGCAAAAAAAAAAAAAAAAAAAAAAAAAUUUAUUUGGUUUUGUUUUUUGUUUUUCAUCGCUUGUUCUCAUGUCAGAGCCAUAUGUAUGCAAGCUAGUCCAAUAUUCAGCUGAGCCACAGAAUAACAGUUUGUCGUUGAUGAUGAAAACACAAACAAUGCACUGCUUUUCCAUUAGUCUCUGAAGGCAGCAUUCACACAGACAAUGGGAUCUAAAAGUGGCAUAAAUACAUAGCAGAUUCUAUAUAUAACCAUGACUAUGAUGGUAUGGAGCAACAAAUCCUGAUUAGUCAAAUUCUUUCGACUCCGUGCUUUGGGCAUGGAAAUAACCAAGAAUCCUUAUCCUUUCAUUCUUUUAGAGCUAGAUUUUCGCAGCUAUUUAUCUACUACCUCCUGAUGCUAGCCAAGUUUAGCAAAUAUAAGAGUGUGAAAUAGGCUAUGGCAGUGUGUAAGCAUAUGCAAAUGCAAACAGUGACCUAAAAUGAUCCACUUGAAGACUAGACACCAAACAUGGAAAAAAAUUUAUCACAGCACAUGAGGUAGUCCUCUAAUUUGAAUGAUAUGCAAUAAUAGUUCCCGUAUUAUUUUGCUAUGUUUAAAAAAAAAAAAAAAAACCCUCUAGCAACCUUAUGUCAAAAUCACUACAUUAAUAUAAUUUACAUAUGAAAUAAUUUAACAAAAUUGUAUUGUAUAACUGUGAUUUUUUUUUGUGAAAAAGGGUUCAUACAGUAUAUAGGAUACUUUGCAUGGCUGUAUGUCCAAAUGCUAUAUUGAACAGAUUUAAAGUGCUCAGUGAUGGUUAAAAGACCCAGAAUUUCUCUUUAUACCAGUAAGGUUCACAAUUCAAUUCUCAGGAAGUGUUUGCUAUUUUUUUUUUUUUUUUUUUCCUUUUUCUGUUUUUUAACUAGUCACUAGUCAAAUCAAAUUGCAUUGGGUUGGAAAAGCUCAAAGAAGGCAUCUUUACCAUGCGCAUCCAUUCAACCGAGAAAAAGGUCUUAUCUCACCAUUUGUUGUACUUUUUCCAUGUUUCGUUGCCUCUAAUUCCCUUCAAAGUGUUUUAUGUUCACACUAUCACUUCGAGGUUUUGUUCAGUGGAGUUUGUGUCGCUUGCUUUUUGUAGCUUGUUUUCCUACUGUUAUUUCCAUUGGGAUGUGAGAUGAAUAUAUUUUCUACCAGGUUUCCUUUGUAAUUUGUCCAGCAGCUGGAUUGGAUAUAAAACUUAACUUUAAAAAAAAAAAAGCGCUAUGGUUCUAAGACCAAAUGAGCAAUAAAAAAAAAAAAAAAGAUAAACAGUGUCUCACAAUCAAAUGAAGAGGAAGGUUUCAGGUUCAGGUUGGGGGUUUAAUUCUCUCGUUGGGGUUGUUUCCCUCUGAUAUGGGAGGGCAGAACGAAGCAUUAAGAAAUUCAGUCACAAUGUUAAUUCACUUACCAAACUGCAUAAUACCUUAGUACAAAAAAAAAAAAAAAAAGAGACUGUUCUAUUGACUAACUUUGCUG